CGGGAUAUUAAAUGAGAACACGUUGCUCUUUUUUCGACAAACCUUUGUAAGACUUUAGCCAAAAAGAUCCUUCACUGAACAGAAGAUAAAGAUCUUCAUGCUUUCGUAGAAUGACAUCUAUCGUCCUAAAAAUGCCAGCUUUUAAAGUCACCGUCUUCUUUUUGAUUUUUUCGGCGAUGUGUAACGCUCGACAAUUCGAAGCUACGGAUGAGGACAGCGCUAUAGGUGCGCUCCAUGAGCGAAAAGACGCACGAGAUGAAACAAGGAAACAGCGAAAUAGCGCGGAAGAAGGAACGUUAAACGCAGAAGUUGAUGAUAUGCAGCGUCUUUCAGAAUCCCACAGCAAUAAAAGAGAAGACGAUUUGCCCAGAGUGUGGGAACGAUCCAUCGAGAAUGAAAACCAGGUGCAAAAAAUUGACAACGAUUUACAGUCUAGUCCCGAGCAAGCCGACGAAUCGGAAGACCGAGAACAAGACGAUAGUCCAUCGGUUUUAUCAGCACGGAACAUGGCGAAACGACGAGGAAUUAAAGACGGCCCUGCAGAUCUCUGGGGUAGGGGUAUUGAAAAUGGUCCCCCGGGUCUUUGGGGGCGGGGAUUAAAUAACGGUCCUCCGGGUCUCUGGGGUAGGGGACUAAAUAAUGGUCCUCCAGGUCUAUGGGGAAGGGGAUUGGAUAACGGUCCUCCGGGUCUAUGGGGAAGGGGAUUAAAGAACGGUCCCCCAGGUCUUUGGGGACGUGAAGCUAGAGGAACUUCAGCUCUGGGCCGUAAAAACGCAAAUGGACCGCCAGGGCUGUGGGGGCGGGAAAUUAAAAAUGGACCCCCGGGACUCUGGGGUCGGGGAUUGCGAAGUGGAGCCGUAGGUCUUUGGGAACGGGAACUCAAAAAUGGCCCUCCAGGACUCUGGGGCAGGGGAUUGCGAAAUGGACCCCCGGGACUAUGGGGUCGUGAAAUCGAAAAAGUCUCAAAAUCAUCGAAAAGGGAACUAUCUGAUGUAAAAAGCACAGAGGAAGAUGGAAAUGAAGACAAAGAGGAUAUUCAAGAAAUGAAAUGACGUCAUAUAUUUCUCUUAAAUGGAAAUUUAUAACCUGGGCAAAAGUGGCAAAUGAACUUUAGAAUUUCGUUUCAAAAACAAGUCAAUGGAAGAAUUUGUUAUAGAUUAACUUAGAGUUAUGUUUAAGACUAUCUAACGAACAAAAAUUGAGUUGUCAAACAAGGCUGCCAUUAAAGAGCUACUCAUUAUUUACAAACUGUAGUAUUGAUAAGCAACGUCUUCUUUCCUGUAGAAUCACACAAGACAAGGAAUUAUCUAUAAAUUGUACAAAUUUCAAUUCGAGAACAAAUAAAUGACAUCGUACACUAUGUUAA
Pocillopora verrucosa is the source of this 1366-nucleotide messenger RNA. RefSeq names its product LWamide neuropeptides. The record is from RefSeq and is a predicted model, not a curated record. NCBI's taxonomy places the organism in Eukaryota, Metazoa, Cnidaria, Anthozoa, Scleractinia, Pocilloporidae.